CAUCACGAAUAUUCCACACUAAGUUAAAAGCCCAAACUCGGGUUUCUCUACAACUGCAAAAGAGAGAAACUUGCUAAGUGUGCUGAAGAACUCUAUACUGCUGAAACACAAGAUGUCAGGAAAUUUGAACACAUCGAUAAAUGGAACACACAUGCACCUGCACUGCUUCAAUCCUACAGUGAACAAAGUCGUGGAAACACUGUUUGACUGCGCGAUUUUCGUUUUCUCUCUGGUGGGAAAUAGUUUGAUUUCGAUCAUCGUGUUCAAGUCUAGAGCCAUGAGGAAACCAAUCAACUUUUUAAUCGUAAACAUGGCUAUGUCUGAUCUGCUCUUUGCGAUUUUCGUAGUCCCACCGAACCUGGUAGGGAUGCACUUCCAAACCUCGUUCCUGGUUGAACCUCAAGGCGAGGUCUUAUGCAAGCUAGUAGAGUUCAUGAUCCACGUCUCUGCCUCUGUGUCAGUUCAGAGCCUGGUUCUUAUAGCAGUGGAUCGAUUUGGAGCUGUGGUAUAUCCUCUUCGACCACCACUCAUCACUUCCAAGUUGUGCUGUUUCUUAAUUGUUGCCACUUGGAUCAUCUCAUUCGGAAUCUACUCCCCUUACUUUCUUGGUUCUCAUCUGUAGAAAUUAUUGUCAAAGGCUGAAAAGUUUGCUUAGCUGCUUUUCCGCCGAACAGAGGGCUAAUCAAGUGCAAGU
Stylophora pistillata is the source of this 694-nucleotide messenger RNA. Its product is annotated as neuropeptide FF receptor 2-like. Lineage: Eukaryota; Metazoa; Cnidaria; Anthozoa; Scleractinia; Pocilloporidae. The record is from RefSeq and is a predicted model, not a curated record.